CGCCCGGACAGACAACAAACCAUCAAUUUUGACAGUGUUUUUUUCAUUUUGUUACUUCUGGAGUCUUGAUUUUUAGUGUAACAUUUUGCAGUGAAACUAUUUGGAUAAUUGCUCCAGAAUUGGAACGAAACGUAAUUUUUUUAGAAUUGAAAAAUUUAUGAACGUAUAUUAUGGACGAUAAAAGGGAUAAUUUUUCGUGGGCCAGAAAAUUAGGAUUUCCUCUUUCUGGUUGCACCGAAUCAAGUCUAUUAAACAAAGGAAUCAUUGGACUUCUUUGGGAUGAUUCUUCGAAACUUCUUCAUCAUCCGAAAGAUGUAAUGGACACGAGAAAAAAUGUCUUGCUUUAUAAAUUAAAAAAUAAAUUGGAAGAUCCUUAUGUGCAGCACAUUAAAAAUAUAGAUCAACUAAAAACAGAUAGAAUUAUUUUGAAUGAUCGGAUAAAAAUCUGUGAAAAAAAGUAUGAGGCCCAGGAAUUUUCGUCUAUCCAGAAAGACAAAGAGUUGCGGCUAGUGAAACAAAAUAAAAAGGCGCCGGAAUUGAAAAAAGAAUUGCUGAAAAUGAAAGUAGAACAAAUUCAUGAAAUACUCAAAGAUAGCGAGACAAUGUUGAAUAUUUGUAGUCAUUUAAUGCCGACAACGAAUAAAGAUAUAUCUCCAGAGGUUAUACGCGAAUGUUUGGAUUUAAUGACCCAUCUUCGCUCUGGUACAAAUAGAAAACAGAUUAUCAACGAAAUAUCAAAAAUACUUGGUUCUAUCCACAUUCCAACAUUAUGGUCCCUCUUGCUGGAAAAUCAAUCACAGGACAUGGAUGCUUUGAUACAAUUAGGAAAAAGGGAAACAUCUCGAUCUAGGAACACAAUUGGAGAAGAUAUUGAUAUCGGUUUAGCGAGAGCUUGUGGAGAACACAUUAAAUUGAUUUCUAUGCAGCUUUUAGAGAUUGCAAAAACUUCUAAAAAUGAGAAAAUUCUUAUGGAUUGUAUUGAGAAGAUUGAGAUGGCAGAACCGAACAUUAAUGAAUGGCUAGAAUUAACGCUUGAAGUUUGUAUGUUGGAAAUUGAACAAAGUAGACUCCAAAAUGAAGCUGAUCAAAUUUUGAAUAGUAUUCUAGAUCAAGAUACUUCUGCAUCUGAGCUUGCAGAACUUUCCUCCAAUCUAGACGUUCUUGGUUUGGAGAAGGAAAAAAUUAUAGAGGAUGUGCAGAAGUCUUUGGCAUACCUUAAAAGCAUUCGAAGCCUUUUAAUAGAAACGAAAGAAAAGCAAUUAGUUCGUCUUCAAACGAUUUCAAUUUUACGCUCUGAUAUUCUGGAGGCUAACUUUUAUCAGUGGCAAGACGUUGAUCUUUCGGCGGAACUACAAAUCUUUUAUAAAGAUUUGGAUAUCGAUGCCUUAAGGCAAAUAACUUUAAAAAGAGAUGUUGCAGAACAAAGAUACGUUAAAAAUUGCUUCAAUGAAGCCUGGACAUUUUUUGCUGAAAAAACAUCUUUCAAAUUGCCAAAUCGAUUUUUAAAGCUGAACGUGCCAUUUUAUUAUUUAUGGGAAUGCUACAACGCUCUCAAUAUACACGCCUUGUACAAGAGAGUGGAAUAUCCGGAACCUAUUGAAUUUCCGGAAGAUGAUCAGGAAUGGGAUCCUUCUAGAUUAGAAACUAUUAUUAAGAGUAAUAUGGACAUUUUGCAUUGCGUGGACGCAACGUGCAAAAAGUCGCAGGCACAUAUCAAUGAGUUUGAGCACAUUUUCGAUUUAUGGACUCAUCAACCAGUUGAAAGUGCCUUAGGAGUUUUGGAUGAAGUUACUGUGGAAGGAGCGUCGCUAAAAGAAUGGCAGCAACGAUAUAGUGUUGCGAUGUACAUGUUGAAACAGUCCAGUAAAGUUACUCUUACUUUCCAACCCUACAAUUUUGAGGACCGAUAGAAAUAUUUUAUAGAGUUUUCACUCAAACUGUACGAAUCAUGUUUCUAUUUUUGUAUUAUUUAUUUUAACAAUAUUUGUUUAAUAAGAUGCUGGACUGGAGUGGCGCAAAAAACACAAUUCCAUGAAAAUUUUGUGUACCACAGUUGAGCUGUUACUGAUUGUAAGUAUUUUAAAAUAAUAGGUAUAACAAAUUCAUGAAAAUAAAAUGCAAGUAUUUCCGUA
Messenger RNA from Belonocnema kinseyi, 2132 nucleotides. RefSeq lists its product as uncharacterized. The coding region runs from base 171 to 1910 and encodes 579 amino acids. NCBI's taxonomy places the organism in Eukaryota, Metazoa, Arthropoda, Insecta, Hymenoptera, Cynipidae. The record is from RefSeq and is a predicted model, not a curated record. The transcript is spliced from 10 exons.